Molecule: messenger RNA, 4567 nt
Organism: Ctenopharyngodon idella (grass carp)
Lineage: Eukaryota; Metazoa; Chordata; Actinopteri; Cypriniformes; Xenocyprididae
Gene: snx20
Product: sorting nexin 20
Exons: 3
Coding region: 967-1887 (306 amino acids)
Biological process (GO): protein transport
Cellular component (GO): early endosome membrane
Molecular function (GO): phosphatidylinositol phosphate binding
Source: RefSeq, a predicted model, not a curated record
CAAUAUUUGUUCUUUAUAUUUUCAGCGUGUUGUGCUGUAGAUGAUAUACCACACGAUAUACUAAAGCGAUGUCAGAUUUUCAUCCGUUACAUCUUCUGUUACCUGCACAACAUCAAAGUCUCACCACGUCUGUGAGCCAUUUCCUUUAGAGGUUUAUUUAUAGUUGUUUCCUGGAGAAGUGUGCCUUCUACCUUUCCUUACAUGGGAUACAUCUGAUGUUGUGUAAUUCUGGGAUAAACUUUUACAUUUUUCUUUAUUACAUUUUUUACCAUCAGAAAGAACUGUUAUAGAAGCUUCCAUUCAUAUGUAAUUGAAAAGUAUUGUUUUCCUUUACUCAGUGUUGUCUGCUAGUUUUGAUAAAAUCUGAAGUAACAAACUUUCUACAGGAAAUACUCAGUUCCACAAUCAGCGUUGUUUUUAUUUUUUGCCUUACAAGAAUAGCUUGGAUGCUAAGAUAUGCCAGUGGGGUAAGUUGAGCCACCUCGUUUAGAUAAGUUUAGUUAUGUAAUCAUAUAAUCAUUAAGGGUUCAUCGUUUAGAGAAUCAACAGACUGUGAUUGAGAGGGUCAUACAGUGAAAUUAAAAGUAUUUUUAAUGCCAAAAAAUUACCAGAUAACAGUUUAAGUGUGAUAGAUAGAUAGAUAGAUAGAUAUGAUAGAUAGAUAGAUAGAUAGAUGAAUCAUACAAAUAAAAGAAAAUAAAUGCAAUUACCAUGGCUUAAAUUAGUAUCUUCAGAGCCAUAUUUCUUUAGAGAAUCCAGAGUUUAAUGCCUUUGAGUGCAAUGACUCAUGAUAAUGAUAAUAAAUUAACAUUUUUCAUCAUCCAUAAAACUUGUUGAGGUCAGAAUGGAUCUGCCUUAUCGUCCAUGCUUAUGUACCAAAAUGUUAUCUGUAAUGAUGACUCUAUGUGAGUUAUGGUAAUAACCUAUUAAAUUCCUUUGCAGAAAGCUAAAUUAGAGCACAUUGUUAUGGAGGAAGAACUAGAACCACACAACACCAAAACAGAAAUGGUUUCGUCACCUCCUGAGCAUUCUUCACCACAACAGGAGACAUUAUACAAUAAUGCUGAAGAGGCUGAUCUGGGUUUUAGCGCCUCCUGUCUGACCACAGCGGAACUGCAGCAGCACUGGAGAGCCGUUAAGCAGGAGUUCAGAAGCGUUAAACUGCUGUUCGACAUCCCCAACACCCGAAUCAUCGAUCAAACAAUGUCCAAAUACGUGGUGUACCAGAUUGUGGUGAUCCGCUCAGGCAGUUACGACUGUGAGCGUGUAGCUAUUGAGAGACGCUACUCAGACUUCCUUCACCUUCAUCAGGAGCUCCUGGUGGACUUCAAUGAGGAAAUGGAAGACAUUGUGAUGCCUAGGAAGAAAAUGAGGGGCAACUUCUCAGAGGAGAACAUCGCUGAGCGGCGCGUAGCCCUCAGAGACUAUCUUACUCAGCUCUACUCCAUCCGGUGUGUCCGAAAAUCACAAGCGUUCCAAGCGUUCUUCACUCAUCAGGAACUAAAAGCUGCAUAUAACCUCCUGCGUGGGGGGCGCUUUUCCCGCGCCCUUGAGGGCCUCCAGAAGGCGUUAAUACUUCAGGAGAAACUUUCUUCUCAUGACCCUACUUUGGUGAUACCAACCUUGUGCGCCAUAUUGGUGUGCCAAAGGGAUCUAGAAGACUUUGACGCAGCAUUUCAAACUGGCAGAAGAGCUCUGCCCACAGUGAGACGCUACGAGCUCCGGCAGUAUCAAGGGCCCCUGCUGGAGGCUCUUGUUGAUUUGGGCUACAGUCUUGAGUUGCCUGUGGCCCAGUUACAGGAUGAGCUGACCAGAGUGCAAGACUCUCCACAUGCGCAGUUGUCACAGAUGUCCCUUAAAGAACUGGUGGUGCAAGAGUUUGUAUAAUCAGUAACAACUGUAAUUUAGUUGUGUUAACAAACAUGGUUUGAACAAAUUCCCUAAUCCAGAAUUGUUCUAAGUGAUCAGACUAACAAUUGUCACCUGGCAGACAAUACAAGAGUGGAAGGUCCCUUAGACUUACAUUGUGGAAUGGACUUGAGCCAUAUCUAGAGACCAGAAUUUCAUAGAGGCUUGGGUGGGCUGUUUUAACUUGGACCAGAAAGCAACCGCCUUUAAACCACACAGAACAUCCUAGCAACUGCAAAGCAACAUGCCCCAAACAAAUGUCAGCACCAGAACAUCAUAGACAUGAGGAUAGACUGCUUUGACUUAGGGGAGUGUGCUGACUUGUUCAAAUGUAUUUCAUGAGCCCAUAUGGUCCAACUUUAUAUUAAGUGUCAUUAACUACUAUAUACUAACAUUUAAAUUAAUAAUUUGAUACAAUGCACUUAUUGUGUACAUACAUGUUUUUACAUUGUACUUAUAUUUAAUAAAUACCUGCAUAUAAUUACAUAUGUAAUUAACUUCUGUAAUUACAUCUAUAAUUACACUAUUGACCCUUUCCUUACACCUUAAUUUCAAUUCAGAGUUGUUAUUGUUAACUAAAAAUAUUAAAGCUGAAAUAAAUCUGAAUUAAAUUAAAAUAUAAAUAUUAGAGGAAAAACUUUCUGAAAAUUCUAAAUGUUGCCAAUGCAACUAACGGAAAUAAAAUAAGUUUAAUUUGAGGUACUAAAAUUACUGAAAAACUAACUAAAAAACUAAAACGGAAAUAAAAAUAAAUAAAUAAAAACUAACCAAAAUGACAGCUAAAAUUAAAAUGAAAACUGAAAAUAUAAAAUAUCUCAUUCAAAGUAUUAAUAAAUACUAUAAUAUUAUAUAAAUAACACUAAAAUUUUGAGCAGUUUUUCGCAGCUGCCAUAUGGAAACUUUGAGCCACAAUGGGAUAAUACAUUAAAAAAAAAAACUAUUAAUUUUUAAAUUAAUUUGUUUUUGUAUUUGAUAUAUUUAUACACUUGCAAAAGCUCACACCAAGUGAAUCACUAAGCAUAUGAUUCUCAUUUUGGGAAAGAAAAGUCCUGGUGUACAAAUCCCGGACGAGCCCCCAAAUAAUGAUUUGUACGUCAAUAUAAAAGACGAAUAAAAACUGGACUAAUUCCAGUAUAGAGCACCUACAAAGUUGCUUUGAAUGUACGGACUGGGACAUUUUUUUUUAAAUGGUAGCCCUGAUUUAAAUGAUCAAGUUUUAGUGGUUUCGAACCUAACUUUUGUGUCGAUUCUAUUAUUCUGGCUGAUGGUAUUUCCUAACAAUAAGCCAUGGGUUACUAAAGAGCUUAAAAAUAUUCUUAAUAUGAAAAAAAGGAUAUUUUUAUCAGGGACAAAUGAGGAGAAAAAAAUGAUCAAUAAGAAGUAAAAAGAGCAAUUAGAUGUGCUAAAUUGAACUACAGAAAUAAAAUAGAAGGAAAGGUUAUUCAGGGUGAUAUGAGGGCUGUUUGGCAUGGAAUCAAAAAUAUGCCAGACAUAAAUAUAACAAAGAAAGUUCCAGUUGAAAAAAGAAAUGCAGAUUUUUCAGCUAAUGAUCUAAACUUGUUCUUUACAUGUUUUGAGAAGGAUGAAUUAAUUGUCAAACUUGAAAAAUAUUAAACAGAUAUUAAGUGGCUCUGCCCCAUUGAAACCGUAUUCUCAGAAUAUAUUGAAACAGCUAAAAAACAUAGGGUAUGUUAGCAAGGCUACUGGACCUGAAGGUAUUUGUGGAAGAACACUUAAUCACUGUGCGGAGCAGCUCAGUGGGUUGUUUUAUAAACUGUUUCAAGCAUCAUUGGAUCAGGCUGUAGUUCCUAAGUUAUGGAAAACUUCAAUUGUAGCAUACCCAAGAGAGAGAAACUCCAUUCUUUUAAUGAUUUUAGGCCCAUUGCUCUAACCUCGCUAGUGAUGAAAACUUUGGAAAGGGAAGUCAAGUCUCAGAUUAUAUUAGUGACGGAUAAGAAAUUAGAUCCGUUGCAGUUUGCAUAUAUCACACUAAAAGAGGUGUGGAUGAUGCAAAACUAUUUCUAUUGGAUACUCUCCAUCAGCACCUAGAAAGCGGGAAUUCUUUUGCCAGAUUGUUGUUUGUUGAUUUUUCAUCAGCAUUCAACACAAUGAAUCCUAUUAUCUUGGCUAAGAAACUUGUAAAUGAAUUUAAUAUGUGUCAUGAACUGGUGUGGACUUUCUAACCUGUAGGGAGCAAAGGGUUAGGAUGAAUGGAGUUUUAUCAGAAACACUUUGUACAUCGAUCACAUCUCCACAGGGCUGUGUAUUGUCAUCAGUUCUUUUUAUCCUGUAUACGAAUGAUUGUCGAAUUUAUGAGGAAAACUGUCAUGGUGUGAAAUAUGCAGAUGAUACAGUAUUUUUAUCCUUGUUGUCAAACACAAAUCUAAACAAGUUCACUUUUUAUACAAGAAGUCAUUCGUAUUUGUAAUGCAAAUUUUACUAAGGAUUCUUGAGGGUUUUUUUUCGUUUUUGUUUUUUUUAAUCUUUCUCUCCUUGUGUGAAUUUUAUUAUAAAGCGUGGUGCAUUGUAAUGUUGUAAUAUGUAGAUAUUGGAGUUGAAUAUGAUGGUUUUAAUGUAUGUUUUUCUUUUUGUUUGUGAUGUGCUGCCAUCGCCCUAAUACAAUUGCCCCUUGUGGGAUUAAUAAAGUGGUUAACAAUAA